Messenger RNA from Geodia barretti, 3180 nucleotides. NCBI's taxonomy places the organism in Eukaryota, Metazoa, Porifera, Demospongiae, Tetractinellida, Geodiidae. The record is from the annotation of a GenBank genome assembly.
AUGGCCGACAACGUCCUCUCCAGCAUUUUCUCAGGCCCUGAGGCUCCUCAGGCUGUUGUGAAAAAGGCGAUUGAAAGUGGACAGAGCUCGCAGUCAUCCAGUGUCACUGGACAGACUAUAACGCUUCACGAGUUCACCGACGAUCUUGUUGAAGGCGUCAUGAGAGAAGGGUUACUGAUUGCUCGUCUUCAAGCGCGGGCUACAGGGAGGGAGUCAGAUUUUGUGGGGUGUGAGGGUGGGAAGGAGGGAGGUUUGGAGGUGGGGGGAGAAGCGGGGAACUCUGUGCGAGGUGCUAGUGAGGUUGCCGAGUUGCUGGUGUCUCGGUUGAUUCAAAACGUUUUGGAAGAUGCCCGGAAGUCGAGGAAAGAAGAGACAGUUGGCGAGAGGGACAAGAACGGAGGACUCCGCCCCUUUUCCUGGGUGAGGGGUGGAGCCUCGAGGACAUCCGAGAGUCCAAUGAGGUCAUCAGAGAGUCCGAUGAUGUCAUCUCUAAAAGCAGUUCUCCUUCGCCAGACCCUAGAGAAACCGAAACAGCCAAAUCUGCCGCACGAUUCCGAGACACACGAUAUUGAGCAGUCCACGUCAAGUUCUCUACUUCAUCUCACUGCUCCCAGUUCACGCAUGAGCUAUGCUUGGUCCGUUGCCUCGACGAGGGACGAGGGUUCGCGACCCGUGUCACCGAGUGAUCUGGACCGCCUGGCACUCAGCUUUGUGUGCAACAUCGAGGAAUACUGUAGCAUGUUUGCCGAGCUGGUCAUCCGUGGAGCCAUCGCACAAGUCACGGGCAACAAGAAGUACAUGUGUCAUGUCCCAGUGAAGUCUUACCACAGUUCCCGUGAGUCCCUCUCUGUCGCGAGUGGCGAUUUGAGAAUGUCGGUCCCGUCGGUCCGCCUCCCACCCUCCCUCGGAGAGGUGGAGGGAGAGAGUCACACGUUAACGCCUUCCAGACUGGACACCUUCCUCAGCAAUCUGAGUGAAGCCGAGCCUGUCAGCGGAGAUGUGGAGGAGGGAGAGGGAGGGUUCCAGUUGAGGUCAACUGCUGUUGAUCAAGCUCUACUGAGAAAGGUUGCCACUGGCAACUGGGGGUGUGGCAAGUUGGGGGGAGAUCCCCAGCUGAAGUCAAUGUUGCAGUGGGCAGCUGUGUCGGCCUCUGGUCGCUCUGAGAUGAUCUACUUCCCUAGCCAAGACCAGAGAAUGAAAGAGCUGGUGAAUGUGAUAGCUCACAUCCGAGCCAAGCAGUGGAAAGUGGGUCAACUGGUCUCGGCACUGGUGGACUACUGCCAUCUCAGCUCAGAAGACAGAAAUAGCAAGCAACUCUUCUCAUUUCUUCUGCACAAUUAAUCGUGGUGGCUAAUCAUAAGUGCCACAACCUGACUAACUGCUGGAUUGUAGCAUACAUAUAAUAUUUCGCUGUCAAUUGUUUAACCACUUAACAUCAAUCAUUAGUCAUGUCAUUCUUUCAAUGCUGUGAAAAAAUCAAGAAUCAAAUUUGGGAAAUGAAAAAAGAAAAAAAUCAGUCUUCAAGGGGUGGAGGGGUUCUACAGUCCAAGUGAAAUGUUGAAGGGGUUUUUGCAGUGCCGACACAGACAGUUCUUGCAAGAAAUGCUUUUCACAAAGCACGGACACUUUCCACGGGCACAUAUCCGAUCGAAAGUCUGCGGGUUAUUCGUUCCACAGCGACACCUCCAGUUUCCGGGGGUCAUGGGGGACCGCUUUUUCUUUUUGACGGGGGUUGGGACGGUGGGGGACAGAUCCUCCGAACUGCAUGGUGCCAUGGAUAGUUUUGCUGGUGGGGGCGUGUCAUCGUGUGCAGAGUGUUUCGUCUUCCGUGGUUGACUGGUGUGUGGGUUACUAAGAUAUGGAGACUUGUAUUUCCGUCGCAGAAGCUUGUACUUUGCUCUCGGUGUUAGUGCUGUUCGCGAGCGGAGAGGGACCCCCCGUGGGGUUUUCUUUCCGGUUGUCGGCAGUUUCGUGGGGUCCGGUAGCUUUGGUCUCAGAACCUGAGCAAAGUUUGGGAGACAGGAGGAGUGCGGACGGUGGGGAGGAGGGAGAAGGGCGGCGGACGGGAGAUCUUGACUAAGAGUGUAGACAAAGCUGGUUGAGGAAAUGAACUGGUGGUCGAUGCAAUCAUCUGUGACCUCCGGAGUGUCCUCUGCGCGGGGCAGAGUUGCUUGCUUCAAUCGGAGGAGUUUCAGAGAGAAGAAAAGCUUCAUUGCACCUCUGUGGGAUGCAGGCCGUGAAGAUACGAAAUCGACACUACCGUGGAACAUGACUGAUGGAAUUUGGACGAUUUUGGCUCUCUUCCACUUUCUUGACAGCGGGAGAGUUGCCUGGUUGGAAUGUCCCAAUCUGCUCUUUCCCUUUACAUCCUCCACUGCCUCUCCAUCCCUUCUCUUCCCUUUAGUGUGAGAUUGUCGUGCGGAUCUGCUGAGGAGGGGAGAAGGCGCGGUUCCUGUCACAUCAAUAGGUCCCUCUUCGUCCUGCGACAGAGUAUUAUUCUCUACUAUGGAUGCAGAACUGGGGCCAGGGAGGGAUUGUGUAUGGUUGCCAACUGAAGACGGAGUUUGCUCUUUUUUGAGGGUGGGUGGGUCGGGAGGAGGUUUGGGGUUAAGGUAUUUUUGCGGUGGAAGAACGAAAAGCACAGUCCGCGAAACCUUAACCCCAUUUACAACCUCGGAUAGGAUUUCAGUCACGGGGUUAAAUCCAACCGGAAUCUCCUUGCCUUUGGCCAACACAAACUCUCCCUUGUGUAGCUUGGCCGAUGGAUUGCCAGCAAUGUAGUCGGCUAACACGUGGCACAUGUGGCGAUAGCAUUUGACUACCAGUCUGAUUUGGUUUUCUGAUACUAGCCCCGUUCGCUCCUUACACUGCCGACACUGUAUCUUGAGCAGAGGAGUCCCCAGUUGGCACUUGGCGCAGUAGCAAUGACCGCACGACAGAGAGAUCAUUGCUUCUUCCAGGAGACCGGCGCAUGCGCAGCAGGUCAGUAGCUGGCGAAUGAAGGGGAGUAGUUGGACAAGAGGUGGUAGCGGCUCGUCCCGAGGAGGUUUCACUCCCCAACACUCAUACAGGACGACGCUCCACGCUUCUGCGUAGGCUUCGGUCGCCCUCGCGGCCAUGCUGCAGCUCUUGGGGAGCGGCAUAGCGCCGAACCUUCGUUCUUUUCUUCGUCUCCUCGAC